CGCUUGUUUCUCCAAGAUGGCGGCCGCUAAGGACAGUUGUGGCUUAGGUGAAGUGCCCGCAGGGAACGGGCGGCGGCUCCACCUAGGGAUUCCGGAGGCCGUGUUUGUGGAAGAUGUAGAUUCCUUCAUGAAACAGCCUGGGAAUGAGACUGCAGAUACAGUACUAAAGAAGCUGGAUGAACAGUACCAGAAGUAUAAGUUUAUGGAACUCAACCUUGCUCAAAAGAAAAGGAGGCUAAAAGGUCAGAUUCCUGAAAUUAAGCAGACUUUAGAAAUUCUAAAAUACAUGCAGAAGAAAAAAGAGUCCACCAAUUCACUGGAGACCAGAUUCUUACUGGCAGAUAACCUGUAUUGCAAGGCUUCAGUUCCUCCUACCGAUAAAGUGUGUCUGUGGUUGGGGGCUAAUGUAAUGCUUGAAUAUGAUAUUGAUGAAGCUCAGGCAUUGUUGGAAAAGAAUUUAUCGACUGCCACAAAGAAUCUUGAUUCUCUUGAGGAAGACCUUGACUUUCUUCGAGAUCAAUUUACUACCACAGAAGUCAAUAUGGCCAGGGUUUAUAAUUGGGAUGUAAAAAGAAGAAACAAAGAUGAUUCUACCAAGAACAAAGCAUAAUGCUGGCAAUUAAAAAUGUGGUUCAGUUUUCCAAACAUGCUAUUUGAAAUACCCCACAGUUUAUCCUUAAAGGUUGACAUAACUGAAUGAUUUUUUAACAGCAAGAAUGAUAAUUAAAAUGUUCAAAAAAGAUAAAACCAUUUUAUUUAUUUAUAAAAACAAAAUUAGUUUAAAAUAUUUUAUGAAAUUAGCAGUAUUCUAAUUUUUUUUCACAUUUCCGACAAAGUAAAUGCUGCUUUUAUCUUUUUGUUGUUCGUUUAUCAUAAGAAAAUUCUUAGAUGAAAUGGCUUAAAACGGUGAGGUAUGCUAUGGAAGCUGAAUUCUGGACACUUUAGCACAUUUUACUUUUUCUUUUUUGGCUGAUGUUACUCUCACUUGAUGCGGUUAAACCAGGUUAGAGGUAGGAAAAACACUUUGAAUAUUUGCGAACUUGUUUUUCUUUAGUGGACUUUAUGGUCCUUUGUUGCCAUUAUUUGUCUUAUGUAAAUGGAGUUUCAUCAAUUACUGCUUAGCCAAUAACUGUCUAUUAUAAUAUUCUGUACUUUUCAGGAAAUUGUAAUUUGCCUUCCUAAAUAGUAAGAGAGCUAUUGAGACAACACUUUUUCUUACCCCAUGUAAGUGCAUAGUGUCUUUGCACUGCCAACACAAAGGAGAUCUUGGCCAACAUGAAAUAACAAAAUUACCCACUCAAAACUGUUGGCUAAGCAAUUUUGUAUUUCUUAACAUUUCUCCAUAGCAGCUGAACAGGAAUAUUAAGAUAGAUAUAAAUCUGCAAUGGUUGAAAAGAGUUGUGGGCUUUUUUAUUCAUGAUCAAACCUCAUAGGAAUAGUAGAAAAUCCCUGUGGAAAGCCGUUGGUACAGUGGCUCAUACUGGGUGUUACAGAUUCUGGUAAAAACACAAAUGUAUUAUGCCAUCUCCAUGUAGUAAAAAGUAUACUUGUACAAUAUUUUGUACUUGUAUUUCAUGAUAUUAAAACAGUGAAGUUAAAACUGUG
Diceros bicornis minor is the source of this 1605-nucleotide messenger RNA. It is a transcript of the gene VBP1, whose product is annotated as VHL binding protein 1. Gene Ontology annotation, molecular function: tubulin binding. Lineage: Eukaryota; Metazoa; Chordata; Mammalia; Perissodactyla; Rhinocerotidae. The coding region runs from base 17 to 610 and encodes 197 amino acids. Gene Ontology annotation, cellular component: cytoplasm; prefoldin complex. The record is from RefSeq and is a predicted model, not a curated record. The transcript is spliced from 6 exons. Gene Ontology annotation, biological process: tubulin complex assembly; protein folding; microtubule-based process.